This is a messenger RNA of Chenopodium quinoa (quinoa), 1125 nucleotides long. RefSeq lists its product as uncharacterized. NCBI's taxonomy places the organism in Eukaryota, Viridiplantae, Streptophyta, Magnoliopsida, Caryophyllales, Amaranthaceae. The record is from RefSeq and is a predicted model, not a curated record. The transcript has 2 exons. The coding region runs from base 1 to 1125 and encodes 374 amino acids.
AUGGAUCGUAGUUGGAUAUCAACGUCCAAGCCGGGUGACCCACAAUAUGAAGUUGGAAUACGUGAAUUUAUUAAUUUUGCAAUGAAAAAUGCUGGUGAUCGAUCUAAGUUACCAUGUCCUUGUUUCAAGUGUCAUAAUUUUUUGUAUAGACUGCCCGAUGAAAUUCUUAGUCACUUAAGCAAAACGGCUUUUGAUAGAACAUAUACCAUUUGGAAAUGGCAUGGGGAAACUAAUGAAGGAACUUCUACAACUGCUAAAGGAACACAUGAUGAUGAAGGUCUUAAUCAUAAUGGGGGCAAUAGGUUAGAGGACAUGAUGCGAGUAGCCCAAGAUCAGUUCAAUGAAAACCCGACCACAUUUGAGAGGAUGUUAAGUGAUUAUGAAAAACCCUUGUACCAAGGCUGUAAGAAGUAUACAAGAUUAUCAGUUGUAUUGAGAUUAUAUAAUCUGAAGGCAGGUCAUGGUUUGACUGAUAGCAGUUUUACCGACAUUCUUGAGUUAAUAAAAGACAUGCUACCAGAUGAAAAUGUCCUUCCAAGACUGUGCAAUGUUUCGCGUUACAAGAAGAAAGAAGGGGUGCCAGCUAAGGUGUUGUGGUAUUUCCCAAUAAUUCCAAAAUUUAAACACUUGUUUUCACAUGCGAGUAAUGCAGAAAAGUUGACUUGGCAUUCUGAGGGGCGAAAAAAAGAUGGGAAACUUAGACACUCAGCCGACUCCCCUCAAUGGAGGUUUAUUGAUGCAAAAUUUCAUGAGUUUGCCAAAGAAAAGAGAAAUUUACGCCUUGCAUUGUCCACCGAUGGUAUGAAUCCAUUUGGUAAUCUAAGUAGUAGUUAUAGUACCUGGCCGGUAGUUUUGGUUACAUAUAACCUACCUCCUUCUUUAUGCAUGAAAAGAAAGUACAUGAUGCUAUCCUUAUUAAUUUCUGGGCCAAAACAACCUGGAAAUGACAUUGAUGUAUACUUGGCGCCCCUUAUUGAUGAUUUAAUGACGUUGUGGGAGAAAGGUGUAGAAGCGUUUGAUGCACAUCGAAAUGAAAUGUUUAAUUUGAGAGCUAUGUUAUUUUGCACCAUUCAAGAUUAUCCAGCUUAUGGUAAUCUUUCAGGGUAUACAGUGAAAGGAUGUUAA